UACCAGUUAGAAGCUAUCUCUUUCUGCGACAUAUCACAUCGUUGAGGAUUUUAAUUAGACAACUUACUCGGCUUCCUAGUCAUAAAAAGACAAUGGGGUGGUAUUGAUUACUGUCAAUCAACAUGGAGAUGGAUGGCUGCAUUAUUGACGAGGUGACGGUGGGUUGGAGUACGUGGGUCGACAGACGGGCGGCUACAGUACUGAUCAAACACUAGCCGGAACCUGCAGGCUUAACACGUGCCCAGAUCAGUUCCCAAGAAAUGGGUGUCUGGCGUCAGCUGUGACUCUCCCCUGCGCCACAGAAUCACACCAUCGCGGCUAUAUUGCUUGGCGUUCACUCAAUUAUUCACCGCAAAAGUCGACCAUUGCUCUUAUUGGAAGGAAACCCUUCAAGGUCUGAUAAAGAAUUGAUGUCAAUCUUGCCGUGGUGUAAUUAGAAGUGAUGGUAUGACACAAACCCGUAUCAUCGAAAUCAAAGAUGGCGGACUGUUGCCAUGGCAACAACCAAACGAGAACUACGAAUCUCAGUUUCAGUCACAUUUCAAUGACGUCAUACCAAAGAACUGUGACAAACUGCAUCGAACCGUUUUUCCAGAAAUUGACACCGUCGCCGCUGCUAAUGGUUCCCUCGUAUGCAAAUGGUCAGGGAGUGCAGUUAUUGAAGAGGAGGACGAGGAAUAUAAUGAUUUACCAGACAAAUGCUCUCCAAAAAACGAGGCGCUUGAAGUCGCGCAGACGACACCUAAAUGUAUGUGCAAUUAUGGGAAAUCUUCCUCCGGAGAGCAGCUCAAAUCGUGUUCGUUGUCAAACAGGAAGUGUUUCUGCAGUCCUAUUAAUGAAGGAGAGGAGGGUAUCAUGUGCGCGUGGGGAGGGGCAAAGAACAAGGCUCGACCACAGAACAGUGGUGCGUCGGUGUCAAAACGGAAACCGUACAUUUCUGUGUUUCAGCGUCUCUGCUCCGAACAUAAGUACACACCAUACCACUUCCGACACGUGAGUGACGCCAGCGACUAUAUGGCUCAGUACCGGAAGUGCCAUACUGUGGCGGAUGUCGGGAAGGAGUCCCGGCCGCCGCCCAAGUUUGGGGUUGACGUCCCAGAUCCCUACGCCAUCAGGAUUAAAAAUAUAUGCUCUAUUGUCAACUCAUGUGAUUUCACUGCACUGCUCCCCGGCGACACGGACGCAAGUUGCUCCGACCUCAGUAGCGUCAUGUCCGCGGAGUCCGGGGGUAAGGAGAAGGAGAGGGGCCAUGACAGGACGCCCCAGGGGGACAACCCAAAACGAAAGAAGGGGGACAAACCGUCUUUAACCAACACCCGCAGCGUUCCAAGCCUGACUCCAGUUCGACAGAAGAAGAGCAGCGACACCGCAGACCAUCAACACAGCCGAGCAGACGACACAACCGAAGACUAUAUGAAGGAAUACGAACGUUUGAGAAGGGAACGCGAAUUGCAAAAAUCCAACACACUGCCUCAGAUCCUGCUUCGACAAGACGCAGAAUUAACCGUCAAACCAGGAUCCAGACCCAGCUCUGAUUCCUCCUCGGCUACCCAGCGGUUACUCGACCAGUUACAGUCUCCCUUCAAACGAUUUCUCCAAUAUAAGCAUAUUAAGGGGGGACAGGUGGAGUUUCUCAGGGAAACAUACCAUCAAAAGUCCACCAGUGUUAAACUGUCAGAAUUCCUGUCAACAGCUCUCCUUGGAGACGGAUGUCUAAGAACAGGCUUCAGGACCGCCAAGGUUACGAAGCCGAAGGUCAAGGAGAGAAAGGGAGAUAAUAAAGAGACACCGGAAGUACAUUUGCCAGAGCUUGUUGGACGGACGUGUGACACAAAGAAGGAUUCGAAGCAAGGACAGGGGUCUAAUGAGUCUCAAAGAUGUGCUAAUGUUUUGUCGGUGUCCUUUGAUGAAGUGCCAAAGACCAAGUCCAUACGGAAAUCAACCGUUCCCAGUGCGGGGGAUCAGCUUCCAAUAGAAUAUAAGAUCAAGAAGAGACAGAUGCAGAAAGUAGUAGACCUGAUGUCCAUAGCGAGGUGGACCCACGAUUGAAGGAUAGAUGUCAUCAGUGAGUAUUUGUCUUCGGCUG
Messenger RNA from Haliotis rufescens (red abalone), 2086 nucleotides. RefSeq lists its product as uncharacterized. The transcript is spliced from 4 exons. Bases 448 to 2049 code for a protein of 533 amino acids. Lineage: Eukaryota; Metazoa; Mollusca; Gastropoda; Lepetellida; Haliotidae. The record is from RefSeq and is a predicted model, not a curated record.